Molecule: messenger RNA, 1856 nt
Organism: Colletotrichum acutatum
Lineage: Eukaryota; Fungi; Ascomycota; Sordariomycetes; Glomerellales; Glomerellaceae
Exons: 3
Coding region: 117-1799 (560 amino acids)
Biological process (GO): regulation of DNA-templated transcription; DNA-templated transcription
Molecular function (GO): zinc ion binding; DNA-binding transcription factor activity, RNA polymerase II-specific; DNA binding
Source: RefSeq, a predicted model, not a curated record
UGGAAAUCCGAUGACCUUGACAAGGAGGGGCCCCGGAGCCGAUGGGUUGAAAAGGGAGAUCCGCGUCUGGGUAUCCAUACCCCACAAGAGUCAGUCGCUUGAUUUAUUCGCCUGAAAUGGUAUUUAGGAAACACAACUGCAGUCUUCCAGACUUGAAACCAGGUUUGGCUAUUUUCAUAAUUCACUUUUCCGACAUCUCAUGUAAUCGUAAACUUCAUUACCGAAAGAUGGAGAAAGGCAAGAAGCGCACCAACUAUCCCUGCGAUGGAUGCUCGCUUCGGCGAGUACGAUGCCACUUACAAGGAAGCAACCCACCCUGCAACGAAUGCCGAAAAAGAUCAGUUGAGUGCACAUUUCUUCGGGUUCCACGAAAGAGAGGACCGAAAGGGCCUCGAUCGAGCACCACUCACAAGGUGGUAAACUACCAAGAACAGAUUCGGCAGAAUCGAUCAGGUCUCCCUCUUCCGGCUCGUGGACCAACGCAAAGUCCCAGAUCGCCGUCAACUCCCGGCGUGGAGAACGAGAGUACUGCACAGCAGAACCCUUUGGAGGUUUACAUCGAAUACCUGGACAAGUUUCGAGACCAUCUAACAUGUGUUUGGCCUAUCGUCAACGUGGAAUCACUGAAAUCCCGAAUCAGUGGUUCGCCGAAUGAUCACGAUGCAUGGGCAUUAGCAGGAGCCGUCUGUGCUACGGUAAUUGCUCAGCUACGACUAUCUCAAUUGCGCCUUUCCAAGCAGCAUAACUUGGCAUCAGAUGACAACAGCAUUGCGGAAAGCUUUGCACAUCAUGCUCAACUCUCGCAUAAUCUGAGCAAUCAGCAUCAUCAAAGUACUUACUACAAGGAAGACACGACGGUGUCUUUGCUGACUGCGUUCUUUCUACACAUUUACUUCGCCAAUACAGAACGCAUCAGGCUAGCCACGGUAUACUUACACGAGGCAAUUUCUCAAUUACAUUUGCAAAGCCUGCACCGCCCAGAGAUCCUGGUCAGCCUCGCAGAGGACCAACGAGAAUUGCUGUUGCGGAUCUUCUGGUUGGUGUUCGUAACCGAGAGGACAUUCUGCGUGCAAAACUGUUUUCCACCAUGCCUCAAGCCAAUCCAGACUUUCCCACUCUCCGGAUUUCACAUCCAAGGAGUCGGCGAGGUGGACGCUUCCUUCCAACUCCUCGCUCAACUCUUCGCCCUACUCGACGAUAACAUAGUCAUGGCGGCAGACAGAGGGGGAGUCACUCCCGACUCCAGCAACGCCGAUAACCUCUACAGCGCCCUCUCCGCCAUGGCCAAACAGGACUUCUCGGCCCUGGCCCCCAACCUCCCAGAGACGCAGCGAGUGAACGUGCUGAUGACGGGAAACUGGAUCCACAUACUCUGGUGGCAGUUCGCUCUGAGCCACUACCAGAUGUCUAGUCGCAUGGAUGAUACAAUGCUCUCCAUGCUGAAGCCUGCCAAGGUUGCUCACGAGACCAUGCGUCUUCUCGGGUCUGUUUCUCAGCAGGCCAUUCGGACCCACGGAUAUGGCCUAGAAUUGAAAGUCUUCCGUAUUGCCGAUGCUCUCAUUGACGUCCUAGCUUGCAACACGUGGUUGUCUAGCUCCCUACAACCCGGAUGCAAUAGUAUGCUUCUAGGGGCUAGAGAUGUACUGCAUUCUCUUCAGAAAGCACUUUUGCUCAUUGGUGGGCCGGAGUCUUUAUUUCACAAGAAGCUGAUGCUGGUUAUGGCCGAAUCGCAGCUACCAGUUCCGAAUGUGAAGAAUUUGACGCCGUGCGAGGAAGAGGAAUAUGUUGAAGAUUCAUAGAAGAGCCAAUACCGUUCAAUCACCUGAGUGAUUGACUUUAAACAUUGCAUAUGGAAG